UUUUCUGCCUGCUAUCAGGAUAGGAGGUAGCAGUUAGAUAGGCAACAUUUAUGCCAGAAAAAUGCAUAAUACAUAAUAAAAGAGUUAAAACCAUCGAGUACCAUACUGCUAGAGUGGAUGAGAGGAGAGAAUAAGCGCAGAGGAAUAUCCGGAUCAUUCAUGGGCGGAAGGUGGUGUGCAGAGUGGCUUUUGUGCUCUUCCCUGGGUUGAAGCAGCAGCUGGCAGAAGACAAAGAGGAUGGCAAUAAGAGCACUCUGGACAACUGAGAAUAACAAGCAACUUUGAAAAGGAUCCACCAAUCAAACUAUUUUCCAUUUCCUUCAAAAAAACCACACAAUUCUCAUUCCCGGCAGCUGAUAGACAAAAGAGAGAAAAUCAAAUUAGAUUCUGAGCUGGAAAAAGUAGAUUAUGUGGAAGGAUACAUUACAUAAAAAGACAAGGGAGAUUAUUUUUUCAUUCAGAAAAAGAGGGAUAUCUCUGGAAUUCAGUGAGGAAAAGGUCAAUUGGAAAGCAAUCGUAGAGCAGACAUUGAUGCAGGCCUUGCUCUGGGAGGAAAAAAAAACAGCUUGAACCAAAGCAGUACUAAACAAGGGAUCCUCCAUAUUUUUAACCUCCUCAGGAUUAUCAGUUGUGGAAAAACUCCAUAGAUGUACCUAUUGUGGGAAAGAGAACUUUCAAAUCACAACUGAUUUUGCAUGAGAGGAUCCAGACUGUAGAGAAGCAAUACAAACUCUCAGUGGGACAAAACCUUUGGUCAGAAGAGCUCCGUUGCGGUUCAUGGAAGAACCCACACAAGAGAGAAGCCCUUUAGUGAUUGUGGCAAAUUGGUGAUACACCAGAAGACACACAGGAAACAUAACCUUUUGAAUGUCCUAAUUGUGGGAAAAUUUUCAAUAAAAAUUUUGACCUCAUUAGCCACCAGGGGAUUCACACAGGAAAGAAAACAUUUGGGUGUUCUGAUUGUUGGAAAAAUUUCACUCAGAAUUCCAACCUAGUGAUAGAGCAGAUGACUCACAUAGGAGGGAAACCCUUUAAAUGUCCUGAUUGUGGGAAAAGUUUCAGUAACAACUCCAGUCUGGUAACACAUCAGAGGACUCACACAGGAGAGAAACCCUUUGAAUGUCCUAUAUGUGGGAAAAGUUUCAGUCAGAACUCCAGCUUGGUGAACCACCAGAGGACACACACAGGAGAGAAACCCUUUGAAUGUCCUGAUUGUGGGAAAAGUUUCAGUCACAAUUACAACUUAGUGAUCCAUCAGUGGACUCACACAGGAGAGAAACCCUUUGAAUGUCCAGAUUGUGGGAAAAGUUUCAUUAGAAAUUCUCACCUCAUGAGGCACCAGAGGAUUCACACAGGAGAGAAACCCUUUGAAUGCCUUGAUUGUGGGAAAAGUUUUGGUCAGAAUUACCACCUUAUGAUACACCACAAGACUCACACAGGAGAGAAACCUUUUAAAUGUCCAGAUUGUGGGAAACGUUUCAUUACAAAUUCACACCUCAUGAGACACCAGAGGACUCACCCAGGUAAUAAACCCUGUGAUUGUCAGAUAGGUUUUAGUCAGAAUUCCAGUCUGGAGGACCACAAGAGGACUCACACAGGAGAGAAACACUUUGAAUGUCCUGAUUGUGGGAAAAGUUUCAAUUGUAAUUCUUACCUGGUGAUACACCAAAGGACGCACACAGGAGAAAAACCCUUUGAAUGUCCUGACUGUGGGAAAGGUUUCAGUCGUAAUUCAAAUCUGGUGAAACACCAAAGGAUUCACACAGGAGAAAAACCAUUUGAAUGUCCCAUCUGUGGCAAAAGUUUCAGUCACUAUUUCAGCCUUGUGAUACACCAGAGGAUUCACACAGGAGAGAAACCAUAUCAGUGUCCAGAUUGUGGGAAAUGUUUCAGUUGUAGUUCUGACCUAAUUAAACACCAAAGGACUCACACAGGAGAAAAACCCUUUGAAUGUCCGGACUGUGGGAAAAGGUUCAGUCGUAAUUUCAGCCUGGUGAUACAUCAGAGGACUCACACAGGAGAGAAACCUUUUGAAUGUCCUGACUGUGGGAAAAAUUUCAGUGAGAAUUCCAGCCUGGUGAAACACCAGAGGACUCACACAGGUGAAAAACCCUUUGAAUGUCCUGAUUGUGGGAAAAGUUUCAGUCGUAAUUCUGAUCUGGUGAUACACCAAAGGACUCACACAGGAGAAAAACCCUUUGAAUGUCCUGACUGUGGGAAAAGUUUCUGUCGUAAUUCCAGCCUAGUGAAACACCAGAGGACUCACACAGGAGAGAAACCUUUUGAAUGUCCUAUCUGUGGCAAAAGUUUCAGUCAGAAUUCCAACCUAGUGAUACACCAGAGGACUCACACAGGAGAGAAAUCUUUCAAAUGUCCAAUCUGUGGAUAUUAUUUCAGGCAUAAAUCAUCCCUUAUUGCACACAAGGAAAUCCAUAUGAGGCAAAAGUAGAUAAGUUUAAAGAAGGCUUGAAUUUUUCAUUUGUGAUUUCCCAUUGAAAUUGUAGGUGAGAAAUUGACUAUUUGAAUUCUGACCUGAUUCUUUUUACUUAAACAUGUCUCAGGAUUACACUUGUAGGUGGGGAGAAAAGAAAAGUGGAAAGGCUAACUAAUUGUUUCUGGUUAUCAGCAGCAGUUUCUGGAUAUUUCAUUUUUGCAGAAGUAGUGGAAUUCCUGAAAAAAGACUUUUGGGUGAUGUGUUUGUAUAUUGAUUAUGGAAUUCCCAUAUCUGGAGUUUCAAUCUUCUACCUUGAUUUCCUCCAGAUUUUGAGCCCCAGAAUUCCCCAGGCAGCAUAAAAGUUGUCCUCAAGAGACAACUAUUAUGGGCCUUGCAAUUAUGGUUGUGUGUUAUAACGGCCGUUAAGUGAGACUGCUUUCCUUAACUACAUGCAUCCCCCUGCUCUCCCUGAUACAACCAUUAAUUGAAUGUGCGAGUUGAUAGGUGGAACACUGGCUUCCUCAAGGCUGGAGAAAACUCUUGGAGGCCUAGAGCAGGGCCUGGCUUGCCUGCCACAGGCAUCCCUAGGCAGGGGUGAAAUGUAAAAUCUGUUACUUCUGGUUCUGUGGGCGCAGCUUGGGGGGGGUAAUGUGACGGUGGGCGUGGCCAACUUUUUUUUUUUUAACUUUUAAAAGCAUUUUUUCUACAACCUCUUUGGCCAAAGAGGCUGUUGAAAAAAUGCUUCUAAAGGGUUCUGGCAAUCCCAACUGAGCUGCUGGAUCCCUUUAAAAGCAAUUUUUUUUAUAGCUUCUUCGGCCAAAGAGGCUGUAGAAAAAAAUGUUUCUAAAGGGUUCCGACGAUUUCAGUUGAGCCGCGCGAUCAUCAGAGGCUUUUUUUUUCCUUUAAAAGCAUUUUUUCGGCAGAAGAAAAAAUGCUUUUAAAGGUUAAAAAAACCAAACCUCUGAUGAUCAUGCGGCUCAGCUGGGCAUGUGGGGGCCCGCGGGGAUUUUUGCUACCGGUUCUCCGAACCACCCGCUGCCAUCGCUACCGGGUCAGGCGAUCCGGUCCGAACCGGGAGCAUUUCACCUCUGUCCCUAGGCCUCCCCCACCCUCCAAGACACCCUGUGCUUUGUUUCCCAACCCUUGUGUCUCCUUGGCCCUUCCAUCCUCCACACAGUCCCCCCCAAUCCUUUCACUUCUACCCCCCCAGGGUCCUCACAGGUUUUUUUCCCACUCUUACUGGGUCUCUGUAAUCCUUACGGUGGACUCCCACUCCACCAGGCCUCAUACCCUCCACCUCCUUACCUUUUGAAGAUCUCUGAUCCUCAUGUUGGAGAAGGGGAGGGACACGCAUCCUUGGAUCUCAUGACUGUGUCCUGGAAGCAGUGGUCAUUUUCAGUGGGCCCUGGAUUUGUUCCUGAGCCAUGCAAUGGACUUGUGGAAGUGGCUGUUAUUUUGCCACACUGUCGCCCAGAAGAGUGACAAACCUCUCUUUUUUGCUACCUUAACAUGAGGGAAAAAAUGUACAGUAUUGAAAAAUAUUUCUUUUUAAAAAUGCAUCAUGUUAGAAUUAUGAGUAGCUUUUGACAAGGGGGAAAAUGGGUAUUGUCGCUUUUGCUAUGAACAUUACAGCAAGGCAAGUUGUUCAGAGUUGCCUCAAAUUGUGAGAUGGGUAGCAAUUAAUAAUUUAAUAAUAGUUUAAUAAUAUAUGAAUUCAAUAAUAAAAAGGUAACAUAAAGCUCAUUUCCAAACUCUUGCUCAGUGAUGAGGACUACACACACACAAUGGAUUUCUAACACAAUUGUUAAUUUGUCUUUUGUGCAUUCUGCAUCUCUAUGACUAAUCUGUCUUCCUCAGCUUCCCUUCCCUCUUCAUUAUAAAUUUAAAAUUUGUUUCAGUCAUACAUCAGUCCAGCCACUCUGUGCCUCUGAUGAUGUGAGCUGCAGUUAGGCUUUUGACUCUUAAUUUAUUUGUUGCAUUACUAUCUGACCUAGUCCUAAAUUCUAUGAAAGAAUGACAUUUCAUUAGAUGCAGUUAAAAAAAUUAGAAUGGAUCUGUUUUGAUUGGCAUUCUUUCCAGAUUCAGGGAUGGUCUUCUUCAUCGCUGCCAGUCUGAGUGGUGGAAAUUAAGACAUUUGAAACUGGAAAACUAAGUUAGAAUAGAAUAACAGAGUUGGAAGGGACCUUGGAGGUUUUCUAGUCCAACCCCCUGCUUAGGCAGGGAACCCUACACCACUUCAGACAAAUGGUUAUGCAACAUCUUUUUAAAAACUUCCAGUGUUGGAGCAUUCACAACCUCUGAAGGCAAGUGAUGCUGUUCCUUUUAACUUUACAACCUCUAAAGCAGCCAUUGGUUGUGCCAAUGGGUCUGUAGCUUUUGGAAAUCAUAGAAUUACAGAGGAUCUGUCUGACUUCCCUGAUGAUUCUCUGAAUUCUGAACCAGAUUCAUCAUGAAAGUUGAGGUCACCAUAGAUGGAGACAGUGAAUAAAGACAAAUGUUUUGAAAAGACUAAAUGGGGAUGGAUUUCUUCAACAUAAGAAGAAUUUGACUGAUCAACUUGAAAGCUGGUCCUGAGUGUGGCACUUGGGGUAUUGGGAGAUGCCUCUUGGAUUCUUCUGGGCUCUGUACUCUGUACUUUUAUUCCUUCUUUUAAAAAAUUGAGAAUUUCGCAAGUUAUU
Molecule: messenger RNA, 5112 nt
Organism: Ahaetulla prasina
Lineage: Eukaryota; Metazoa; Chordata; Lepidosauria; Squamata; Colubridae
Product: zinc finger protein 84-like
Exons: 2
Coding region: 1007-2449 (480 amino acids)
Source: RefSeq, a predicted model, not a curated record